This is a messenger RNA of Panonychus citri (citrus red mite), 1125 nucleotides long. Its product is annotated as vacuolar protein sorting-associated protein 26C-like. The record is from RefSeq and is a predicted model, not a curated record. Gene Ontology annotation, biological process: intracellular protein transport. Lineage: Eukaryota; Metazoa; Arthropoda; Arachnida; Trombidiformes; Tetranychidae. The transcript has 7 exons. Bases 166 to 1068 code for a protein of 300 amino acids. Gene Ontology annotation, cellular component: endosome.
ACAGAAAAACAAACAAUCGGAACAAAAACAAAACGUUUAAAUGAUUAGUUUUGGUUAAUCAAUUUCUAUCUAAUUGAUUAGUUGUCAUAAUACUUUUUGUUACAUUUUCUAUUCUAAUUACAAUCAUAAUCUUUUCUUUCAUUCGCAAAAUCAAUCUCUUUAAAAAUGACCACAAAUUUCGAGAUUAAAUUGAAACGGUCCAAUAAAAUUUAUCAUCAAGGUGAAAAUCUUGUCGGUGUUGUUUCAUUUGAUUGUAAACAUGAAUCUCGCCACGAAGGGAUUUCCUUGGCAGUUGAUGGAUCAGUUAAAAUGCAAUUUAGCUCAAAAAAUGUUGGAAUCAUUGAUGCCUUUUACAAUUCAGUUAAACCAGUGCCGUUGAUUAAUUACUCUGUUGAGAUCGCUAAAAGUGGUACAUUACCAGCAGGAAAAACGGAAAUUGCUUUUGAAUUACCAUUGAGACCUAAAGGAAACAAAACUCUUUAUGAAACAUACCAUGGAGUCUUCAUCACUGUCCAGUAUGUCCUACGAUGUGAAGUUAAACGGUCGAUGUUGAACAAAGAUCUAUCCAAAUGCGUCGAAUUCAUGAUUGAAUCGGAAAGAAAUGAUAAUGAACCUGCAGGUAUCGAGGAUCGACCAAUAAGCUUCACAAUUACACCGGAAUCACUUCAGAAUGUUAAAGAUAAACGUAAAGUCCCCUCGUUCAGUGUUAAUGGAAAGCUAAACAACACCGUUUGUAAACUGACCGAUCCUUUCACUGGUGAACUGGUCAUUGAACAAUGUGAUGUACCAAUCAGAAGUGUUGAAUUACAAUUAGUACGCGUUGAGACUUGUGGAUGUGCCGAAGGCUAUGCAAGAGAUGCGACCGAAAUUCAAAACAUUCAAAUUGGUGAUGGUGACAUUUGCCGAGGAGUUUCAAUUCCCAUUUACAUGAUAUUCCCUCGUUUAUUUACCUGUCCAACUUUAAUUACGAGUAAUUUCAAAAUAGAGUUUGAGAUUAAUGUGGUGGUUAUUUUUGAGGACAAUCAUCUAAUCACGGAGAACUUUUCAAUCAAAUUAGUCCGAUUUUAGAUAACUGAUCCAAUCUGAAACUGAUCUUUGACGAUUAACAUUAAUUGCUGCUCUUUC